AUGGCGGCGCUCCUCUGCCUCCGGAGGCGGGCGGCGCUUACCGGCGUGGCGCCCAGGCUGGCCACCGCAGCGAGGCAAGGUGCUCUAGAUUGCGGGAACGGCGAUGGGAACAGCCCGUGGGGGCAGCUCCCGCCCUUCACGCCGCUCGACGCCGCCGCUGCGGCUGCGAGAGCCAUCUCGGUGGGUGGAGAAGGCGGAGCGGGCGCCAGUGCCACCGCGAUCAGACGGGUCCGCCGGUGCUGCCCCCACCUGCCGACCUCGGUGGUGCACAAGCUGUUCCGUCUCCGCAAAGUUAAGAAGAAUGUUGUCACUGCUGAGCAACAUCGGUUGAGAAGGGUUUCAGCAAAAGAUCAAUUAAUGCCGGGCGAUAUCCUCUUUCUGCCUGUUCAUCCCAAAGAAUCUUCGGUUGCUGAGAAGACUAAGAAAUUUGAUAACAGGAAUGGGAUUGAUUUUCUGCGUAGCCUUGAAAUUUACAAGGACGAAGCCAUCAUCGUGAUCAACAAACCCCCUGGAAUGCCAGUACAGGGCGGUACUGGCAUUAAAAACAGUAUAGAUGUAUUGGCCUCCAUGUUUGAAGAAAAUUCUUCUGAAGCACCUCGUCUGGUUCAUAGGCUUGAUAGAGACUGUAGUGGUGUCCUUGUUCUGGGUAGAAAUCAACGUAGCACUACAAUGUUGCAUGCUACAUUUCGUGAGAAAACUGCUGAUGCUUUAGCUGAUGGUACUCAACAUGUGCUGCAGAGAAAAUAUCUUGCUCUUGUGAUUGGAACACCUAGACAUCCCAAGGGUUUGCUGUCAGCUCCGCUUGCAAAGGUUCUAUUACAAGACGGCAAGUCUGAGCGUCUGACUGUUAGGGCCAGUUCAAAUGCUGCUCCUGUUCAGGAUGCUUUGACAGAGUACCGAGUGAUUGAAUAUUGCCCCCAUGGCUACACUUGGCUAGAACUAUUUCCUCGUACUGGAAGAAAGCAUCAGCUCCGAGUUCACUGUGCAGAGGUUCUUGGAACACCAAUUGUUGGGGAUUACAAGUACGGACGGCAAGCGCAUCAGAACUGGAUGCCCCUUCCCCUGCCAAGAACAAUUAAUGAGGAAUUGCUCAGGAAGAGGAAGCUUCCCUUUGGGCUUGUGGGUGGUGGAAGCAUCGCUGAGGAGCAACCUCAGCUUCAUCUACACUGCAAACAAAUGGUUCUUCCUGAUAUCUCAAUGGCUGUCCAUAGAUUGCAAUCUGAUGUUGAUCCCGAUCUCUCAGAUUUUGAGAAGCUUAACUUUGUUGCUCCCCUGCCGUUGCAUAUGCGGUUGAGUUGGGAGAUUUUGAAGUCUGUGGAAACGUGAAGAUAUUUCAUGUCGUCUGCCUCUUCUUUACAAGGCUAUAGGCGCUUUUGUUUGUGAUACAUGCUAACGCCUCCCCUAAGCAAGAGUCAAAUAGAGGUCCUGCUUUACUAUUCUUCAUGCUAUGUUUUAGUCAAUGAACAAUUCACACUGCAACCAUGAUUUCGAACACCAGGCCUGAGAUUUAGAGCAUGUUUGGUUGCUACCCUGUGCAAUGUGUCCGAGUAUUUUCCAUGCCAGAGGUUGGCCUGAGGUUUCUUACAAAAUUUACCUAAUGCAAGGAUGUGUUUGGUUAAAGUCCUGAGAACAUGUAUGAGUGGAUCGAGUGCCAGACAGUGUUUAGCUCAUAUUUUUCCUGAGCAUACACUAACCAGAUUGUACAGCCGUACAGGGGUGGUUGGACUAACCUCUACAUAUUAUCAACUU
Molecule: messenger RNA, 1749 nt
Organism: Oryza brachyantha (malo sina)
Lineage: Eukaryota; Viridiplantae; Streptophyta; Magnoliopsida; Poales; Poaceae
Product: RNA pseudouridine synthase 4, mitochondrial-like
Exons: 10
Coding region: 1-1326 (441 amino acids)
Biological process (GO): pseudouridine synthesis
Molecular function (GO): pseudouridine synthase activity; RNA binding
Source: RefSeq, a predicted model, not a curated record